UUUAAGUCUUGCUGAAAACUGCUUCGCAGCAGAUCUUAGUUGCUUGAAAAAACGCUACUUCAUGCAAGCGCAGAUUGAAAAAGAAAAGGUAAAGUGUACCUGUCCAGUAGAGCAGUCAACCAAUUGAGAAAACACCGUUACAGCUUUAACUGUUGCGGUUAUCGCUAUUUCUGUUUUGCUUUCGGCAGCGAUUUUAGUUCUUGUCAUCCUUUGUCUGAAGAUUCAUAAACAAAAUUCCUUUCCACCAUUUGAAGAUAGGGAUGAAGAAGUUAAGACAGAUAAACAAAGAGAAGAAUUUAUUCCAUUAGUUGGUUCUUCCAAUGGAGAUAUGCAGCCAGAUCUUCGUAGUGAAGAUUUGACCGAUAGAAGUACAUCAAAAGAUACCAAGCGUCAAAUCGAUAUUAAGACUCAUAUGUCAGUGGACAAUGACAAAGGGAUUUUCGUCGAUUUCACAGUUGAAGAUUCCGAAUUAUUUGCCCUCUUAAAAAGACAAUGUGAAAAUGGAGUAUAUAUAGGGUUUCAUUAUUUAAAUGACACAAGAGUUAUUAAAAGAGGAAAACAUAAAAUUUUAUGUCAAAGAGAUGAAAUUGGGUGUACUUUAUUGCAUUAUGCUGCCAAAGGGUCUAUUGCAAUUCUCGAAGAAAUAAUACGAACCAGUAAUGAAGUACAACUUGACAUUAGAUGUUUUCAAGGACAGACAGUUCUGGACUACGCAAUUAAAUAUCAACAGAAAGACAUGAGUGAAUUCUUGAUAAGUAAACACAAGGAACUUUUACUGGAUAAUUCCACUUCUACAUCUCAAGGAAUCAACCCAUUCCAUUGGGUUGCAUGGCAUGGUGAUUUAAGUAUGUUUUCUGUCUUAACACAGACUGAUAUUGAUCUAAAAACGAAAACUAAAAACGGCUUAAAUUUGUUAGAUAUUGCAAUCAUGAGAAACAAAUACGAAUUUUGUGAAAGCAUGAUAGAGAAUGAAAAUAUGCUACAAAAUGAUAAACAAGAUGAAUGUGGUUGGAAUGUUGCUCAUUAUGCAGCAUUUUCAAAUAAUGUAAAAGUUUUACAGCUUUUAAAAUCGAAAAAUGAUAGCUUAAUUAUGGCUAAAACAAAAACAAUGAAAACAACUCUACACAUCGCAUGUGAGUAUGGGAAUUUUGAAGCUGCUUCAUUUAUUACUGAACAUUUUGAAGAUCUCCUAAAUUGCACGGAUAACCUUAAAUGGAAUGCGCUUCAUUAUGCGAGCAAGGGUGGAAACACACAAAUUUUUCAUUUAUUGUUGGAAAAGGGUAUGGACAUUGCCUCUCUGACAGAAGAAGAGAAAACUGUACUGCACAUAGCAUGCACUAGUAAACAAGUAAAAAUCUGCAAGCAAGUUGCCCACAUAUUUUAUGAUGAUCCUGAGAACCAAUGGCUAAUAAAUAAGGAGACAACAAACAAUAAGUGGAUGGCUGCACACUAUAUUGGGGUUGAGAAGAAAGGUGAUGGAAGUGAGGAGGAAAUAGUUGAUAUUCUUUUGAAUUGCAAAGCAAAACUGUAUAAGAGGACCAAACAAGGAUGGUCCGUCCUUGAUAUUGCAGUCGAUCAUUUAAAUGUACGUCUCGUAAAGCAUCUUUUGUCUAGUAUACAUUAUAGAACCAAAUUUGGUAUUUCAAAGGAAUCGCUUGCUGACAACAUAAACAAAACAAAGGAUAAAUGCAUCUCAAAAAUUCUUAGCAAUACUUUGGAUGAAAUGACAAACCAAUAAUACAUUAUUACAUGAAGUAAGAAACAUUUAAUGCUUUUCAAG
This is a messenger RNA of Saccostrea echinata, 1780 nucleotides long. Its product is annotated as putative ankyrin repeat protein RF_0381. Gene Ontology annotation, molecular function: protein binding. The transcript is spliced from 6 exons. The coding region runs from base 329 to 1738 and encodes 469 amino acids. The record is from RefSeq and is a predicted model, not a curated record. Lineage: Eukaryota; Metazoa; Mollusca; Bivalvia; Ostreida; Ostreidae.